This is a messenger RNA of Lytechinus variegatus (green sea urchin), 4506 nucleotides long. RefSeq lists its product as uncharacterized. Lineage: Eukaryota; Metazoa; Echinodermata; Echinoidea; Temnopleuroida; Toxopneustidae. Gene Ontology annotation, molecular function: G protein-coupled receptor activity. Gene Ontology annotation, cellular component: membrane. The transcript has 7 exons. The record is from RefSeq and is a predicted model, not a curated record. The coding region runs from base 121 to 3648 and encodes 1175 amino acids. Gene Ontology annotation, biological process: cell surface receptor signaling pathway; G protein-coupled receptor signaling pathway.
AUCUUGGCUAUAUACUGUCUGAUGCGUAUUGUGGAGGUCCAAUUUACCUAUCUUCUGCAGACAAAUUUUUUAUUGUAACGUUGGUAAAAUCGGUGUGUUAUUCUCGGAUGAAAUUCGGAGAUGGAUCUCUUUCGGUCUCUGAUGCUCAUAACUGUCUUGGUUUCAGUGGAUUUCACAGAGGGCCAGUCUGAUUUCAGCAGCGAAACCAUAACAGAGGUUCAAUCGUUCAGUUUUGGAGAGUCUUUGACGAUCGUAUCACCAAACUAUCCAGACUCCUAUCCAAAUAAAGCCAACAUUCAAUGGCUUGUUUCUGGACCAAUAGGCUACCAGGUCAUGGCUGUUUUUAGUGCUUUUCAUCUUGAAGAAGGUUAUGACAACGUAGAGAUCGGUUCGGGUCUAGACUCUGGAGCAUCAGUACUGGCUACUUUCUCAGGUUCAGAUCUUCCUUGUGUCACGGUCUCGAGUGACAAUGAGAUGUGGUUGUCAUUUGUCUCCGAUUCGUCUGUCACUUAUACAGGAUUUAAUGUGACCAUCAGCGUUUAUACUCCCUCGAAUUCUUCAGGUAUCAUUGAUUCGCAUAACGUGAUGAUGACUUUCUGUGACAGUGUCCUCUCUACGUCAUCAAGCCCUGAUCCUGAGGUACAAUCUUUCGGUUUUGGAGAGUCUUUGACGAUCGUAUCACCAAACUAUCCAGACUCCUAUCCAAAUAAAGCCAACAUUCAAUGGCUUGUUUCUGGACCAACAGGCUACCGGGUCAUGGCCGUUUUUAAUGCCUUUCAUCUUGAAGAACGUCAUGACCACGUAAGGAUCGGUUCUGGCCUAGAGUAUGGAGCAUCAGUACUGACUACUUUCUCAGGAUCAGAUCUUCCUUGUAUCACGGUCUCGAGUGACAAUGAGAUGUGGUUGUCUUUUGUCUCCGAUUCGUCUGUCACCCAUUUAGGAUUUAAUGUGACCAUCAGCGUUCACACUCCCUCGAACUUUACAGAUAUCGUGGGUAAUAGAACCUAUUCUUCAUCAUCCCAUGACGGCAUGAAUAUGAGUUUCUGUGAAGAAGUCCUCUCUGCGCCAGGCCCAGUCUUUAACGUUUUCUAUUCGGAAACCUGCAUUGAGGAAUCGUGUUUUGGUGGUGGAGAGACAGUUGUAUGUAGAUGCGAUGAUAUUUGUCAGUUCUUUGGCGAUUGCUGUCCAGACUACCCUGUCCUUGGCAAGACUCCAUCAAACGAGACAUCUUCCAACGAGACUUCAUCAAACAAGACUCUUACGAAUGAAACCAUCCUUGAGGGUACUCUGUUAGACCUCAAUGUUUGGAAGUGCAUCGAUGAUUCCUUUCUUCCUCAAUCUCAUCCAGAUCUUCAACAUGGGUAUCGGAUGGUCGCGAGAUGCCCUUCGGAAUGGUCUUUAGAUGAGGAUGUCAAACAAAAGUGUGAAGAGGUUAAUCCCAAUGUGACAACAAAGGUAUUUUACAUUUACGAGGAUAUCUACUUUAAAAAUCUCGGUUGUGCUACUUGCCAUGGAUAUGAUGAAAGUGCGUUGACUUCCUUUACCAUUUCAUCAGACCAGUUUUGUAUGUGGAGAAAUGAUACCCUUGACUGUUUUUCGCCAGUGCCGCCAUUACAGUCAAAUGCUUCUAGAAAUAGCAGCGAAUCGAUUGAAGAUUUUAUGAUUACCUUUAAUUAUAUCCCGAAACCUCGUCUUUGCCUAUUGAAUGCAACUGAAACGUGUCCGAACGGAACAGAUGAAAAUGUAUCUCUUGAAUGUCAGUACUAUCAGAUGCCAAUCAUCGGUGACGGUAUCAUACAUAAGCACCCGUCUUGUAGUCAUUGCAGUGGAGGUCCCCUGCUCGAAUGUCCGUUUGAUAUUAUCGAUAUGAGAGGCAUCACGAUAGAUAUUGGUUAUGAUCCUAUAAUGCCAAUUGAACUAGAUCUCGGGAUCAUUGACAUAUUUAUCCAUCCUGAACCUAUCUUAACCAUCAAAUGUACAGAAGGAUUUGAAUUAGAUCCCAAUGGUAACUGCGUCCAAAUAUUAUCGGACUGGCCAGUCUGCCAAUCUGAAAAUUUUACCAUCGAUCAACUUAAAGGAGCAGUAGAUUGUUUAGCAGAUGUCGCUUGCUUUAGGGACAUCAUGUUAGAUAAUAGAUCAGUAUCUUUAAUCAAUCAUCAACCACCUUGCCUAUUAAAGUCAUCGACAUACGUGGAUAAUGAUAGGAUAUCAUUCAGUUUGAAUUACAGAGAUAACAUAGAUCCAUCGAUCGAUGAACGCUUGAUAGAGAGAGAUAUUAUGCUUCUUCUUCAAACUCACAGGAGUGAUGAUUGCAAAAAUGUAGAGAUAUCCGUGAGUCAUUCAUGUUACGUCGAAGAAAGUACUGAAAACACAACAUACGAAUGUCAAAUGGAAAAUAUGUUUGUUGGACACUAUUCGGACCUGAUGCCUUCCCUUAUCAAGAAUGAGUCUUUUAUUUUCCUCAACGGAUCUUAUAUCCGACCCACGUGGUGGAGCAACAUCACCAACAUGCAGCUUGGUGAUGCCAAUGUCUCAUUCCAGUAUCAAUUUAACAUGUGUGGGAGUGAGGUAGCUCUACAAACCUGUCCUUUCUUAACGGUUUCGAACGAUUCCAUUCAAUGGAUUGACCAAGAUAACCGAUCGGUUAUGGUCCAUGAGGAUCAGAUGUACGACAUCGAGGACAUUCUUAUCAAUCCCGAUGGUUCCAUCAAUAUUUGCUAUGAUCAUCAUGUCACACCAAGAAGGACAUUGACUAUCCUUGGACAUGUUCUCUUUGCGAUAUCAUCAGUGUGUCUUUUGGCCACGUUGAUAACUUACAUUGCCUUCUCUACCUUGCGGAACCGCCAGGGUGUCUCCAUAAUGAAUUUCAUAGUUGCCUUGUUCUUCGGACAAAUCUUGCUUCAGUACGUCCGUCUUUCGGUAUCUGGGUUAGUAAUACCUUGUAUAGUCGUCGCUGUAUUGUCCCAUUUCUUCUUCCUCGCUUCUUUUGUUUGGACGACGAUUCUCGCCUGGGACCUGAGUCGAAGCUUCGCAGCAAGUAACAUGAAGACGUUUUCGUCGAGCUCUUUUGGUGGUAAAAUGAUCGCCUUUCUCGUUAUUGGAUGGGGUACACCACUCCUGUUUGUCUUCAUUACUAUAUUACUUCAGUUCGGAGGAUUUCAGAAUGGUCCUCUAUUGGAAUACGACAGUACCAGAUGUUGGCUUGCCACAUUAUCUAGCAUAGUGAUGUUCUUUGUUCCAAUGUCUAUCUGUCUCCUGGCUAAUCUCGUAUUGUUCAUCAUCACUAUACACGGGGUUCAUUCUAUCAAGAAGACAACAUCUAUGCUGAAAGCUGGCCAGGACUCUCAGCUCAAACAGUGGGCUGUAGAACUCCGAAUAUAUAUCAAGAUCUCAGCUCUUCUUGGAUUCACCUGGUUGUUUGGAUUCUUAAUGAUGGUUGUCAGAGUGCCAUUCACAGAGUAUCUCUUCAUCAUCGUCAGCGGCUUCCAAGGUGUCUUCAUCUUUCUUUCUUUCGGUGCCAACAAACGCGUGAAGAAGCUCUGGCGAACGACCAUGCGAAAUUCGACGCUCUGGACUACCCUCUCCAGAAGGGACUAUUCCAAAGGGCAAAGCAGUUCUGGUCAGCACCACGCCGGACACAACACUUAACUUUUAUUUUAUUAUUUACAAGGGAAGCUCAAUUACUUAUAAACAUUAUAACAUGAACUUUAUAAAGAUCUUUUCCAGUUUUUAAUUCUUGCCUGUUGAAUGUUGAUUGCUGUGUAUACUGUUCAAUGCUGUUGGUCAUGGACCUCAUAAUAAUCAUCGAAGAAUGUAAUUACAUUUGAUUAUAUAUGUAUAUAAGGUAACACACACGUUUAUGCUUUUAUCAAUUAUUUCGUUUUAAUCUGCCUGAAAUCAAAAAUACAUGUAUAUAUAGGCCUAGGUAUUUCAGUAGAAAAAACACGCAAUAUUAUGCUCUCUUCAAAAUGUGAUGUAAUGAGAUUCUAUCUUUUUUUUCUUUCAUGUUGAACAGCGAUUAUAAGUUGAAGAAGCAGAAUAGUGUAUAUGCACAAUGAUAGAAUGAUUACCUUUAAAAAAGGAAAAGGAGAAUAGAAGCGUAUCUAGGACACACGGCGCCUGGGGUAAGUGCUAAAAUCGCGUCCAUUUCAAAGUGUGAUAUAUACUACUCUUAAUCACACGACCAGUCAAAAUAAAACAUAAUAUCAAUGAGGGUGCGAAUCAUUUUCAGUAUUAAGACGUUAAGACGGAAUAUUCUUAGUUGGUUUGGGGAAUCAUAAACAUCAUCUAACGAAACAAUGAAUGCGAUCGCGAAGCACUAGCUGAAAAUUAUUGAUAUUCAGAUCUGAAAAUGGAACAUUUAAAAAUACCCUUUUUAGGAAUUUAUAAUAGAGAUGAUACGUAUCUCAUUAAACUAAUCGACCGAUAAUACGAGGGCGAAGUGCGAGACCUUUUUUUUUUCAAUUUUGAGAUAUUAAGAUCUCAAAAUUAUUGAUAUAGCUGAAA